AUGACUUUGAGUUUCUCUGUAGAUAUUGCUGAGACAGCAAUGCAAGAUAAUUGUUUUGAGGGGCUGGAUAAUCUUAUCUUCACUCAAUUUGUUAAAUGCUCCAUUGGCUUAAAAGGUGAGAGUGUGAGACUCAUGACAAUAUUCUCAAUUCAAAAAUCCAUCUUUCAAUCCCAUAAGUUUUUGAACUCAUUGAACUUCUAUCUUGGGUCUAGUACAUUAUCUAAAGAGACAAAAAAUGUUAUAAAAGAUUGUUUAUUCCUCUCUCAACUCACUUCACAAUACUUGUCAAAAUCCAAUUACAUUGCACUCAAAAACACUAAUGAAACUUUCUACACUUCCCAAGUUGAUGAUACUCAAACCCUUCUUAGUGCAGUUAUAACAAACCAUCAAACAUGUUUAGAUGGACUAAUGACCGUGGCUAAUUCCAAUUUAACCAUAAAAAAUUAUCUUAUUAGCCAACUCUCUAAUGAUAACAAACUCCAUAGUGUUUCACUUGGUUUGUUCACAAAAGGUUGGAUGCAUGAAAAAAAGAACAAGACAUUAUGGAAUUCUAGAGGGUGGCAUUCUAGUAAUUUCAGAAAUGGUAGAUUACCUUUGAAGAUGUCAAAUAGAACAAGAGCCAUUUAUGAUUCAUCAAGAGGCAGAGGAAAAAAACAUGAUGAUGAUUAUGAUGGUGAUGAUGAUGAUGAAGGUGGUGUUUUGGUUAGGGACAUUGUUGUUGUUAGUAAAGAUGGGAGUGGAAACUUUACAACUAUCAAUGAUGCUGUUGCUGCUGCUCCAAAUAACACUAUUAAUGCAACAAAUGGAUAUUUCUUGAUUUUUAUCAAGGAGGGUAUCUAUGAGGAAUAUGUGUCUAUCCCUCAAAACAAGGCAUAUUUGAUGAUGAUCGGAGACGGAAUCAAUCAAACAGUUAUCACCGGCAACCACAGUGUUGGUGACGGAUGGACAACGUUUAAUUCCCCAACAUUUGCUGUGGUAGCACCGGGGUUUGUAGCCGUUAACAUAACAUUUCGGAACACCGCUGGACCGAGCAAAUUCCAAGCAGUUGCAAUGAGAAGUGGAGCAGACAUGUCCGCUUUCUAUCGUUGCAGCUUUGAAGGGUACCAAGAUACUCUCUAUACACAUUCACUAAGACAAUUUUAUAAAGAAUGUGAUAUUUAUGGAACAAUUGAUUUCAUAUUUGGAAACGCCGCAGUUGUUUUGCAAAACUGCAACAUAUAUCCUCGUCUUCCUUUACCAGGACAGUUCAAUCCGAUUACUGCUCAAGGACGAACCGAUCCAAAUCAAAACACAGGUAUUUCCAUUCACAAUUGCACUAUUAAACCAGCUGAAGAUUUAGUUCCAAGUGUUGGUAUUGUGAAAACUUACCUUGGGAGACCAUGGAAAGAGUAUUCAAGAACUGUUGUUAUGCAAUCUUUGUUGGAGAAUUUGAUAGAGCCAAGUGGUUGGUCUAUAUGGAGUGGUGAUUUUGCACUCUCUACUUUGUAUUAUGCAGAGUAUGAUAACAGAGGAGCUGGUGCAAAUACUUCUAAUAGAGUUACAUGGCAAGGGUACCAUGUGAUUAAUGCUACUGAUGCUGCUAAUUUUACAGUUGAUAAUUUUCUGCAUGGGAAUGAUUGGUUGCCUCAAAUUGGAGUUCCUUAUAUUAAUUGAUGAACUUAUAGCUUUUAAUUAAAAGAACACAAGAGGCCAAUUUGAGAAUCAUUACAUAUUGAGUAAUUAAUAACUAUCCCCGGUCAUUUUUAUAAGAAACAGUCGACUUUUUAGGUUUGUUGAAUAACUGAUAUAUCUGACCUGAUCAGAUACAUUAGUUAUUUAAUCAAUCUAAAAAUUUAA
Messenger RNA from Trifolium pratense (red clover), 1836 nucleotides. Its product is annotated as pectinesterase-like. Gene Ontology annotation, molecular function: pectinesterase inhibitor activity; pectinesterase activity. The transcript has 3 exons. Lineage: Eukaryota; Viridiplantae; Streptophyta; Magnoliopsida; Fabales; Fabaceae. The record is from RefSeq and is a predicted model, not a curated record. Gene Ontology annotation, biological process: cell wall modification. The coding region runs from base 1 to 1653 and encodes 550 amino acids.